ACAAUUGGUCAGUUAGAGUUAGAGUUAGAACCACUUGAAACGUGAUGUACAAUACAUACAUACAUAUUUAAAAAAAGUGCAAUUCAUCUCUCAACAGUCAUUUUAUCUAUAAUAAAUUUUAAUAACAUAAGAAACAGUACUGUUUAAAUGGGAAAUUAUAUUUUCCAAAAACUUGUUACUUGACUUGUAGGUUAUAAGUACAUAUCUAAUUAACUAUAAUAAUAAAUAUAAGUUCUUCAUAGAGACUGUAAUAAUCUUAUAUACUAAUAAUGACACAAUCAGGUUUCCCCACAUUAAAAAAUGACUUCAUUUUGAAAGCUGCACGUGGGGAAUCUGUAACACGUAUACCAAUAUGGAUAAUGCGUCAAGCUGGUAGAUACCUUCCUGAAUUUCAAGAAGUUAGGUCAAAGCAUGACUUCUUCACUGUGUGUCAAACACCUGCUUUAGCUUCUGAAGUUACUUUACAACCUUUGAAACGAUUUGACUUGGAUGCCAGCAUUAUUUUCUCUGAUAUUCUAGUAAUCCCUCAGGCAAUGGGUUUAACUGUUGAAAUGGUCCCUGGAACGGGUCCAGUUUUACCAAAACCAUUAAAUGAUCCAUCAGAUUUAGCCAGGCUAGUUCAGCCUAAUGUAGAGAAUGAUUUAAAAUAUGUUGGGGAAGCAAUAACAUUAACACGACACAAAUUGGAAGGGAAAGUUCCAUUAAUUGGCUUUACUGGUGCACCAUGGACUUUAAUGAGCUACAUGAUCCAAGGUGGUGGAAGUUCAACAAUGACUAAAGCCAGAUCUUGGCUAUAUAAAUAUUCAGAAGAUUCCCACAAACUUUUACAAAUGAUCACGAAUGUAGUUGUGGAUUAUCUGGUUAUGCAAGUGAAAGCUGGUGCACAAUUACUACAAGUGUUUGAAAGUCAUGCUAAUUUUCUUAAUGAUGAAUUGUUUACAAAUUAUUCAUUCAAAUACUUGAAGGAGAUCAGUGAGAAGGUCAGAAAACAACUGAAAGAAGAACAGAUACCUGAAGUACCAAUGAUAGUUUUUCCCAAAGGCGCAACAAUGAAUUCUUUAGAAAUGCUAGCAAAAUCAAAGGCUUAUGAAGUAUUGGGUCUAGAUUGGACUGUGGAUUCAACAGAAGCAAGAAAACGAUUGGGUCCUGAUGUUACUUUACAAGGAAAUUUGGAUCCAUGUGCAUUAUAUGCUUCUGAGGAGGAAAUAAUAAGUCGGGGCCGAGAAAUGGCAAUGAAAUUUGGUAAAAAUCGAUAUAUUGCAAAUUUAGGACAUGGUAUUUUACCAGAUACUCCAAUUAAAUCUGUUGAAGCUUUAAUAAAAGGGAUUCAUUCAGUGUAAUCCAUUAUUCCAACUUUUUCUAGUAUAUUUUUUAUUGUAUGCAUUUAUAAUAAACAAAUGUUAUUGUUGAAGUA
This is a messenger RNA of Megalopta genalis, 1414 nucleotides long. It is a transcript of the gene Urod, whose product is annotated as uroporphyrinogen decarboxylase. Gene Ontology annotation, molecular function: uroporphyrinogen decarboxylase activity. Gene Ontology annotation, cellular component: cytosol. NCBI's taxonomy places the organism in Eukaryota, Metazoa, Arthropoda, Insecta, Hymenoptera, Halictidae. Gene Ontology annotation, biological process: heme biosynthetic process. The record is from RefSeq and is a predicted model, not a curated record.